UUCAUGAUUCGCGAUUUCCAGUCAUUCAUUCAGUUGUAGUUCGCCUUGUGAACGGACAUUAAUCACGAUGGGAAUCUAUUAGUGAACACUUCCAUUCAUGAGGACACAUGGGUGUAGAUAUUAUACCAGUUGAUUAAAGAGCAGAAGCUGUCAAAAGUCCCGAUAACAUCAUGGGUCAUAGUUAUUGAAACAGACGACAGAUCAUUAUAGCCGCCAUCAUUCCGUGACAACAUCAAAUAUAAAUAACGUGCUAGAAGGUGACAAGUUCUCAAAUAAUUUAAUAAACAUCGGUCCAUCUAAUGAAAAUGUUUGACAGAUCACCGUCAUCUGCCGUGGGUUCAUUCUGACACCUUUGGUGAUAAAAGUACAAAUAACAUCAAUAUCGCACAGGAAAUCCCCAAUACCCCAAAGUAUGACGCGUGUUUACUUCUUCUGUUGAAUGCCUGUUUUGUAAACGGAUAAAAUAAAUUGUCGAUACAAUUCUCUUCGGUAUUUUUAUCGUUGGGAUUCACGUGUUUUCUACGCUGUGUGUGCAUUUAGUUAAAAAAAUUUCUAAAACAGUGACUCUGACCUGUAAGUAACCAUUAAGUUAAUGUUGUGUGUGCUUCAAUCCGAGUGUAAAACAGCUGAUUUCCACAUCAGCAAAUUUAAACCAUUUGUUUUGUCGUGGAUGAUUGCGCUUGAUUCCAUACGCUACAUGCUGUUUAUGAGGAAAACGUUAUUUAAAGCGGACGAACAGGCGCGAAAAUGAAUUGUAACAUUGGUAUCCAGAAUAGAAAUUUAAUAAUAAAAGUGAAAGACUCGAGUGGAAUUAACAACAGACGAACAGCACUGUACGCUAACAGGUCUGCCAGAAACACUUCGUAAAUUUUCCGUCAGUCGAAUACGUCAAUGAAAUGAGAAGUGGGUAUUGUUGAUAACAUGUCUAGGGAUUCACACUGUGUCUCAACCAGAUACCACACCAUUAAUUGAAUACGUUUAAAUCUAAUUACGUCAAGUCUGUUAGAUAUAUACGAAACUACGAUCUCCCACAUCUGCCGAACUCUUGCCAAACAUGAUUAAAAAUGGUGAUCAAAAAACGAGUUUUAUUAGAUUUUAAGUUUCUCCAGUGAAUGCAAUAAGGUGUUUGUAUUAUAUUUUAUGGUUUUAUUAGAAACCAAUUUGCAUCAUGAUUCGGGAUAAGACAAAGGGACUUGUUUUUAUUUUAAUGUUUCCACUGUUCGGUUACAUAUUCGUCAUGUACGUUGCUAUGUUCCGAGUAUGUCCUAUAGGGAGUUACUCUGAGGAUUAUUCAUCUUUAAAUGGACGCUUUAAUGGAAUUAGAUUACAAAAUCUCCCUCGAGAUACGUCUUCCUAUCCAUUUGAGUCGGCAUAUCAAUUAUUAGUUAAACAUAAGCAACGCUCGGGGCAGACGAACUCGUUUCCAUUCCAAGAAAACAUUGGAGAAAGUUUCUCAAAUAAUCAACCGAAUAACGACGGCAAAAGGUCGCCACAUAACCACGUUCAAAUCUCCCGGGAUCUCAAAGCAGAAAGCACUGUUUCUAAAAAUAAUGAUGUUUAUAAUGAUCUUACUCGGAAUUGGAAACAUUUCAAUAUUCAAAGACCCCGUUAUCUGUUUAACUGUUCAAAUAUUCAUGAUAUCAAAAUAAAAAAGAAAAUCGGCCAUGGCGUUUCUAAACAAACUUUUCUUGGUGAAUAUAAUGGCGAACACGUUGCCGUUAAAAUGGUCACCCGACAUUUGCGUGACGUGAGAGACUGUUUUGAUGAUAUUAAGCAAAGGAACGUGGAUACGCCACAAACAAGAUCAAAAUGUUUUGCAAUUCCUACAAUGAAACUGAUGAAGGAAAUACUCUUUUUAGAACAGAUCAAUCAUCCUAAUCUGGUCUCUUUAUUAGGAUAUUGUGUUCGUAGUGAGGAGAGUGACUCCACUGACAUUUCAGAGCAUGGCGUCGUGGCUGUUUACGAACAUGGACAACGAUUUGUUGUGGACAGUCUGCAACUCGAAUCGUGGCAACUACGACUUCAACAAGCCGUCGAACUAGCCGACUUUUUGGACUAUUUGGAAAAUUCUCCACUUGGUUCGUUAAUCGUUCCUGAUUUUAAAGAGGGACAUUUUCUUUUUGUUGAUUAUUCAAUAAAAAUGAUCGAUUUAGACGAUGUUAACAAUAUCGAACCUCAGUGCGGUUUGCAUCCUAAAAUUGUCGAUGACGAUAAAUGCGAGUAUGAUUUAAAGUGUUUAAGGGCACAGUGUAUAGGAUUUAAUGCAAAAACAAACAUGAAGCAUAUGAAUAGAUUAUUAUUCAAACGCCUAUUAUUUCCAUUAACGUUCCCAGAUGUUAUUAUGAAAAAUAUUGGACAAGUGAGCGCUCAACUUGAUUCGCUCUCCUACAGCGGAAGAGAGUUGUUCAAUGAACUCAGAUCUUUACAAAAUAUAGCACAAGCAAAUCUACGCAAACAUUCCUAGCAGAAAAGUUGCCAUAUUUAUGCCAAUAAUACUGCAAUUCCCAUCAUCACUAUCUCAUUGAAUGAACCUUCAAAUUAUCAUUUAAAAUAUUCUGCUUCUAUUUGAAAUCAAGGUACUUGCACAUAAAUAAUCGAUUUUGUUUAGAAAAAACAGUAGGGUGUUAAAUUAAAGAUUUGUCGAUUAUGCCUUAAAUAGGAAUUAUAAAUGUUUAAGUUGGAAUAGUUUAGUUAUGUGUGCUUCUCGUUGUGUGGUCUUUCUAUAGCAUUCUAUUCUGUUCUAUUACUCGAUUCUAGAAUAUUUACGCGUAUUGCCUUUCAGUAUAAUCUGGUGUUCGUUUUCUUUGUAUUGUACUAUGUUGUAGUUUCCGAGUCCUGUCAUAUGUCUAUUCUCCAUCUUGUAUCUAUUCUCCUGUGCUACAUUCUACUCUAUCUGGUUCUGUCCUGCAUCUAUUCUCCUGUGCUACAUUUUACUCUAUCUGGUUCUGUCCUGCAUCUAUUCUCCUGUACUAAAUUCUACUCUAUCUCGUUCUGUCCUGCAUUUAUUCUCCUAUACUACAUUCUACUCUAUCUUGUUCUGUCCUGUAUCUAUUCUCCUAUACUACAUUCUACUCUAUCUUGUUUUGUGCUGUAUCUAUUUUCCUGCACUACAUUUUACUCUAUCUUGUUCUGUCCUGUAUCUAUUCCCCUGCACUACAUUCUACUCUAUCUUGUUCUGUCCUGCAUCUAUUCUCCUGUACUACAUUCUACUCUAUAUUGUUCUGUCCUGUAUUUAUUCUCAUGUACUACAUUCUACUCUAUCUUGUUCUGUCCUUCAUCUAUCUUCCUGGACUACACUCUUGUCUUAUUAUUUAUCGCAUCUAUUGUCCUGUACUACAUUCUACUCUAUCAGAUGUCCUGCAUCUACGUGUAUUUUCCUGUACUAUACUCUACUCUAUCUCGUUCUGCCCUACAUCUAUUCUCCUAUACUACAUUCUACUCUAUCUUGUUCUGUCCAGCAUCUAUUUUCCUGCACUACAUUCUACUCUAUCUUUUUCCAUCCUGCAUCUAUUCUCCUGUACUACACUCUACUCUAUCUUGUUCUGUCCCACGUUUCAUCCAGUUUCCCCUUGUCAGUUAUGCAGGACAGAGGGCCUGACAAGGACAGGUAUCUAGUCGUUCGGAUGGGACGAAAAACCGAGGUCCCGUGUACAGAUUGGUGUGCACGUAAAAUAUCCCUUGGCAGUUGGAAUUCGAUAUGCAAAAUUUCCCUUAUAGCACACUGUAUGGCGUAUGCCCGUCUUAAUAGCCCAGUUUAGGAGCAGAACAGUAGGACGUUAAACCCCAUUUCAUUUCAUUUAAUUUCUGCCCCACGUCUAUUUCCCUAUGUUCAACUCUAUCUUGUUCUGCCCCAGUUCUCCUGUGAUCAACUCUACCUAUAGGUCCAGUAUUUUAAUUCCGUGAUAUAUUCUGCACAACACAGUUCUACCACAUUACAUAAUUAGGUCCGGCAUCUAUCCGUUUGACUCUACACUUCCACGUCUGUCCUGUAUAUAACAUGCCCAAUCUUGGUUUGUCCUGCUGUGUCCCGCUAUUUUCUCCCGUUUUCCAUUCCCUGUUGUUCUAAGAUGACCUGCCUAAUUUUGUCUUGUUUGAUUUAGUAUUAUGUGUGUUAGACCAUACUGCUUCCUAUCCAGUAUUUCGCUCCGCUACGUUCAAUUCCAGCACAUCUGCCACCCCCGGUGAUAAUUUAAUUUACCAUGUAACAUUUAAUACUGCUUUUAUUUCAUUAGGGCGGCUCCCAAUUUCUGUCCUACAAUCCCCCGAUAUGUUAUAUUCUUUUAUAUUAUAUAUUAUAUUAAUUUGUCCGUUCUAUCUGUACCUUCCAUAUAACCGUAAACUAUCAUUUAAAACAUAAUUGUAUUUGUGGUUUGACAGUAUUUCAUUUUAAAAUGUAAAUUCGUGAUGUUGUAUGAAUUGUGUGAAUAAGAGUUGGCUCCAUAAACUUUCAGCUGAAUCAAAUAAAUAUCAUCUCUGUUGAUAGAAUAACUACUUAAUGUUCCUUUCAGUCUGGCACAGAGUCUAGUGCCCACACCUACUUGCUUUAUCGAUCCAUAUAUUUUUUUUAAAGUGCAUCUUCUUAAAGAGCAUACGAAUUGCAAUUCAAUUAAUUUGCAUGGUGAUCAAAGGACAAGCUGGACUGGUUGCCUUAAUUAUUUAAUAGAAUGUUUUUAUGAAUCCGUAAAUUGGCAAAAACUAACAUCGGGAAGAAACACAGAAGUUCGCUGUUAUUAUUGGGAUAAUCCAAUAUAAAUAGUUGUACUCUAUAUACGCGCGUACCCCUUGUCGGUGGUGCGAGAUGGAAAGUCUCAUAGGUCUGGUCAUUUGGAUGGGACGAAAAACCGAGGUACCGUGUACACGUUAGCGUGCAAGUAAAAGCACUGGCGUUCGAAAUAAGAGCAGGCUGUACCAUGUAAAAGGUUCCCCCGUCUUCGUUAGCCCGGAUGGUGUAGAAAAGUAGGGCGUUAAACUGAGCCGGUAUCCAAAUGAUUAUGCAAUUUGAAUAUGUAUUUGAUAGAUUUUGUAAUUGGUUGAAUACGGUGAAAGUAAGUGAAUAGUUAUCUUAUAAUUAUAUAAUCGAUUCAAGUUGUAUACCUAUCAAAUAGUUUUAGGCCACAUAACUGCGUUGUUGCAUCUCCAUCUUCAAAGUGUUGAAAUUUGAACGAACGGGAAGGUUUUGAAGCAUCUUGAUAUGGAAAUUGAUGAUAUCGACAUCAGAAAUAUACAAACACUUUCGAUUUCUUUGAACCAAUGUUUAGUUUUUUAAUAGCUUAGUUGCUCAUAAAUAUCAUCAUAGUACUUAAUUAUAGAUGUUAUAGUUUAUUAAAUGUAACGAAGGAAUUUAUAUUAUAGAAAGGAUUAAGUGUCAUGCUAAUCAAUAUACCCGAGUUGUA
Molecule: messenger RNA, 5393 nt
Organism: Patella vulgata (common limpet)
Lineage: Eukaryota; Metazoa; Mollusca; Gastropoda; Patellidae
Product: extracellular tyrosine-protein kinase PKDCC-like
Exons: 2
Coding region: 1169-2464 (431 amino acids)
Biological process (GO): protein phosphorylation
Molecular function (GO): non-membrane spanning protein tyrosine kinase activity; ATP binding
Source: RefSeq, a predicted model, not a curated record